Papilio xuthus (Asian swallowtail) is the source of this 521-nucleotide messenger RNA. RefSeq lists its product as uncharacterized. Lineage: Eukaryota; Metazoa; Arthropoda; Insecta; Lepidoptera; Papilionidae. Bases 45 to 521 code for a protein of 158 amino acids. The record is from RefSeq and is a predicted model, not a curated record. The transcript is spliced from 3 exons.
CGAGUCAUAUUUUUUAUUUACCUAUAGGUACAGCAUCUGUUAAGAUGAAAUCUUUUGUAUUGUUAUAUGUUUUAUCAGAAUUAGCUAACUAUGUGGGAUUAACUGAUGGAUAUUUGGUUGGUGCUGGACUCAACGUCCGUUUCGCUCAACUCCUGCACACCGAUACCAAGUACCAAGUCUUAAGAGAAGAAAUGAUUAAGAUCAACACACGCAACCUGGUGUACCACUGUAGAGCGGACAAGAGCGACUGUGACAUGGCACUUGCCAAGAUGCGGUACAAAGCCAGCAAGCACUUCUAUGCACUCUCUAAGGCUGUGGUAGAUUACGUGAAGAAUAAACGACAGGCCCGUCCCACUGGAUAUGUUGGCACCGCAACAUUCUGCCAGGACAACAUCUGCGUGCCAGAUACUGACCCGCCGAUUGUGUACGGUGGUUGCUUCACACUGGUCUCUUGUGGCGGCAAUCAGACCUGGCACCUGGACCCCGUCGUCUACAAGAAGAAGAAGAGCAGAUUCUUUUAA